Carassius auratus (goldfish) is the source of this 4459-nucleotide messenger RNA. Its product is annotated as E3 ubiquitin-protein ligase pellino homolog 1-like. The coding region runs from base 511 to 1788 and encodes 425 amino acids. The transcript is spliced from 7 exons. Lineage: Eukaryota; Metazoa; Chordata; Actinopteri; Cypriniformes; Cyprinidae. Gene Ontology annotation, biological process: protein K48-linked ubiquitination; regulation of Toll signaling pathway. The record is from RefSeq and is a predicted model, not a curated record. Gene Ontology annotation, molecular function: protein binding; ubiquitin protein ligase activity.
GUUUUUCUCCGCUCAUAGCCACUAAAAUACAAAACACCACCACCGUCCGUUUACAGUCUCUCUAGAAGCAGCCGGCGGACAACACCAUUUUACAAACGUUAUUGUUUGUUCCGACCCUCUAUGUUUCUUCCGAGACUGACUGAGAUCACGUCGCAUUUAACGGGAAAAAUAUUAUUUUUGUUUGAAUUUUAAGGAUAACUAUCAACACCUGCCUUUGUUAGCAAGUUAGCCUCGCGUGGCUCCUCAUCCUUAAUUCUCUCUCUCUGUUAUAUUCUGGUUUGUUUUAUUUUCUUUUACCAUUUAUUCAGUCAAACAGCAGUUGUAGCUACACCCGUGCUAACGGAGCAGCUCUUUGUUCGUGCUUCGGAAAACACCAGCACCGCCUUGCAGUGAUGAUGAGGAUAAUGAUGGUUAUGAAGAGGAGACAGAGCUGAGAGCUGAGUGUGUGUGGUUGUGUUGCGUUCACACUGGGAGCAGGAAGAACCCCCCUCCCCCACACACACUGCAUCCAUGUUCUCCCCCGACCAGGAAAACAUCUCCACGUCGUCAACCAAAGUGCCAGUCAAAUAUGGAGAGCUCAUUGUGCUUGGGUAUAAUGGCUCUCUACCCAACGGGGACCGCGGAAGAAGGAAGAGCAGGUUUGCACUCUCCAAAAGACCAAAAUCCAAUGGCGUCAAACCCAGCACUGUACACGUAGCCUGCACUCCACAGGCUGCCAAGGCCAUAAGUAACAAGGAUCAGCACAGUAUUUCCUACACGUUGUCCCGUGUACAGACAGUGGUGGUGGAGUACACUCAAGAUAGCAAUACAGACAUGUUUCAGAUUGGCCGCUCAACCGAGAGUCCUAUAGAUUUUGUGGUGACUGACACGGUUCCCGGGAGUCAGAGCAACUCUGAUACUCAGUCCGUUCAGAGCACCAUAUCUCGCUUUGCAUGCCGGAUCAUGUGUCAGCGAACACCCCCUUAUACCGCCCGCAUCUAUGCCGCCGGAUUCGACUCCUCCAAGAACAUCUUCCUAGGGGAGAAAGCCGCAAAGUGGAAGACAUCGGAUGGCCAGAUGGACGGUCUGACUACUAACGGCGUGUUGGUAAUGCAUCCUCGCCUUGGUUUCACAGAGGACUCCAAACCUGGUGUGUGGAGAGAGAUUUCAGUGUGCGGAAACGUGUUCACCCUGAGAGAGACACGCUCUGCUCAGCAGCGAGGGAAAAUGGUGGAGAAUGAGACUCAAGAGUUAGUGGAUGGCUCUCUGAUCGAUCUCUGUGGAGCGACUCUCUUGUGGCGUACUGCAGAAGGGCUUUCCCGCACUCCCACCGUCAAACACUUGGAGGCGCUCCGGCAAGAGCUGAACGCCGCUCGUCCCCAGUGUCCCGUGGGUUUCAACACCCUCGCUUUCCCCAGCAUGCGGCGGAAGGACAUCGUGGAUGAGAAGCAACCCUGGGUCUACCUAAACUGCGGUCACGUUCACGGCUACCACAACUGGGGCAACCGUGACGCAGAGCGAGACGGCAGGGAGGGCCGUGAGCGGGAAUGUCCCAUGUGCCGAGCUCGUGGGCCGUAUGUGCCACUGUGGCUGGGCUGCGAGGCAGGGUUUUAUCUGGAUGCAGCCCCUCCUACUCACGCAUUCAGUCCGUGCGGUCACGUGUGCUCAGAAAAAACAGCAGCUUAUUGGAGUCAAAUCCCUCUUCCUCACGGAACGCACACCUUCCACGCAGCCUGUCCUUUCUGCGCCCAGCAGCUCAGUGGCGAGCAGGGAUUCAUCAGACUGAUCUUCCAGGGGCCUGUGGAUUAAACACACCUGCCCAUUUGACAAACAUUAGUCAGGCAUUUCUGUUUUUACUUAGAAUUUGAUUUUAUAAAGAUGACAUUUUCUGCACUCUCAGACUGUUCCUCCCUUUCUGGUUUGUAAGUGACCUUUAUAAUGAUUUUCAAAUACCGAUAAGAAACAAAAGUAUAUAUUUUCAAAUAAAAUUAUUAUAAAAGCGAAAAAAAAAAAAAAAAAAAAAAACAUUAGACCUCUGCAGAAGAGAAGAGCACAUGCACACCCAGAUUUGAGCAUUCUGAUUGGGUGGCUCUGCGAUUCAUUUGAAGCAGUGGGCGUGGCCGUUACAGAUGGUGACCUGUACAGUGUUUAUUUACUACUUAACAGUAAUACUCAGCAUUAGAGGGGCAAUACACCAUCCAUGUAUGUUUAUGAUGAGCUUACAGACGAGUCUAUCUGUACUCUAUACAAUAUUUCACAGCAUUUCAUAAACCGUAAACCGUUUUCCAUAUAUGUCUAUAACUUAAAAAAUACGUAAUGUUUUUUUAUUUAUACACUAUCAAUGUUUAUCAAAGAUAAAAUUUAUAGGUGUGUUUUUGGGGAGUUAAGUUCUAUGUAGCUGUUUUUUGUUUUCUCUUUAUUGUGAGUCUCUUCCAUUUGUAGGCUUCACUAUAGCAUUCAGAUUUUUCCUCUCUUGUUCUCAUAUAUGUAGGUAACAUGAUUGUGUGAGUGAAAUCUCUGCGAUCGUGGACCAAUGAGGUCAUGCUCAGAGAAAUGUUCUUGCUGAACUCCAGAAAGCUCAAGAGGCCUAAGAAUCUUCACCUCCCUUUAAGCACAGGCAAAAACCACAUGCCCUGACAAUGAGUGGUCACAAAAUUGUGUGUGCUUAAGUGUCCUUGUAAGGUCCCUGUUUUCUGUUUGAGUCUUUUCUAUGUAGAUGACUACCCUUGUUUGGAUAUUUUGGGGACGCUGGGAAGUAAUUUCCAUCUGUAUAGUGCAAAAAGCAGCACUAACCUCUGGAAAACCCUUUACCUCUUUUAUAGGUCAGUUUUAGUCUAUCUUAAUUUGCAAAUUGAGAUGUGAUUAGUUUUGUACCUAACAGCUACUGGGACUUUGAUUGCAGUAGAAAGGGUCAUUUUCUCCAUGUUAAGUUUAAAACCAAUAUUAAACAAUAUUUUCAAAAUACAUGACACUCCCGUGAGCAAGAAACUAAAUAGUUAAUACUUACAAUGCCAUUCAAAGUUUGGGGCCAGUAAGACACUUUUAUUUUUUUUCAGUACUUUUAUUCAACAAUGAUGUUUAAUUGUUCAAAAGUGACAGGAAAGAAAUUUGUUACAACAGAUUUCGAUUUCAAAUAAAUGCUAUUAUCCUUAACCCUAACCCUUUCUAUUUAUAAAAAAAAAAAAAAAAAAAAUCACAAAAAUAUUAAGCAGUACAAAUGUUUUUAACAUUCACAAUAAGAAAUCUUUCCUGGGCACAAAAUCAGCAUAUUAGUAUGCUUUCUGAAGGUUCAUGUAACACUAAAGACUGGAGUAAUGGCAGCUUAGCCAUCACAGGAAAAAAUUACAUUAAAAUAUUAAAACUAUGAAAGUUUAAUCACACAAAUGCAGCUUUUGUGAGCUUAAGAGAUGUCGAAAAUCCUGCUGACCUCAAACUUUUGAACGGUAGUGUUUUUCAAAAGCCAUAUGACCUGUUUAUUCUGUGGAAGACGAAAGGGGAUUCAUAUAGCAGUCCACGCUGCUCUUUUCCAUACAGCGUGAUACAAGCUUAAAUGUCAGUCUAUUCCUCACAAAUCGUAUAUAUAUACUUUUUUCAGUGAAUUUAAGGUCCCCUAGAAAAAAUGAACUUUUUUGUGUAUGUAUAUGUGAUGAGUAUGCUAAUAUAUUUGAAUUUGUAAUGACAUUUUUGACUGUUUGAUUUCAUGUACAUGCUGUGGUAUGUACUGUGUGAAUGUUAAAUGUGCUGUACUGUGUUACAUGUAAGAAUCUGGAGAGCGUUCGCUGAGUCUCAAGGGUCGAGAAUCCCAGGACUGUGUGUGAAGUGGAUUCUCUGCCUGAGGAGUCCAAGCUCGACUUCCAGAGAUCAUUCAGUUCCUGCUGUUCUGAACAGCAACCAGACAUGGCAUACUGGUGCAGUUUUCACCUCAGGGAGUUUCCUCCAUCCUGACCACCAGGGCAUGUGUUCAUGAAGUAUUUCAGAUCCAGACAGUUGUUCUGGUCUUUUGUGUGUGGGGAGAUCUAGACCACACUCUACUCAAAGUGCUACGAGCGAAUAUGAAGCUUAAUCAUGCAACAGACAUAACUCUUAACCUUAUUUUUUAUUUUUUUUUAGGAUGCUUCAUUAGCUAAAUAAUUCUCCAUGUGCUCGUGUUUGUUCCCCCCCAAGUAUUGAGCAAACACACUAGAUUUGUUAAGACACAUUUGAGUUUUUAAGGUCAUCACUCUUUUGUCUCUGUAGAGACGGCAGAUAUAAAGGGCUUUUUUAUUUUCAUUUUCUGUUUGUUUGUUUGAGUUCUUUGACAUGUCUCUUGUCACUUUGGUCUAACCAGUCUGCAUGAUCCUAGUAUGUGUGUGUGUGUGUGUGUGUGUGUGUGAAAGGGAGUGCCUGUUCUGGAAAAUUAGAAUACAUAAAGGCAAAUGCUGAGAAUGUUUCUGAUUUACCAUUUUGUACCAACUUUAAACUAAUAAAAUUUUAAAAAGCA